CGAAAACUGCACGUGUGUGAAAAGAUGGCGGUACUUUGAAAACAUUGCGGUUUAGUUAUGGUUGAUCAUCAAUUAUUCUGAUCAUAUUUAUUGUACAGGAUUUGCAUUUAUUGAAGAACUCCAAUGCUUUCAGGGUGCAGCCCUUGAUCAACUGACAUGAGAAAUCUGCUGACUCCUAGCAAUGUCUCCGCACUGCAGCCAUUCCAACCAGGAACUCAAAAUGCUUUAGAGAAAGUGGAAAUUGCCGGCAUCCAUGCCGGUACAAGCAAAAAUGGAAAAGCAACAUGGAUGUACCAUGGACCAUCCCUUGAAGUAAUUUCAACCAACACUCGAGACAGACUGGCUUCCUGGCAGUUUGGGGCUGUGUUGAAAGAUGUGGGUACGUUCAUUACGAGUGUGAAGGAGCUCAGCCAUGAAGGGAGGCUCAAGCUGGUGGUGGGCCUGCACACGUUCUCAGGACAGGGGAUGGUGUGUUUGCUGGACGUUGCUACAUCACAAGUGGUCAAGGCUGUGGAACUGCCAUACAAGGUGACGAGUGUUGAGACUGUGCUGUCCUGUGGCGGAGACAGAGUCCCGGACUGGGCCAUCAAUGAGCAGAUGAGAUGCUUCCACGGCAUUGUGGCGGCUGGGACACACGGGGGAUAUGUCUACCUGAUAGAUAUGAACCUUGAUGACGAGGAGGAGACCUCAGACGAGGUCAGUCCAAGCAGCCUCUACUUCAUCACGCCUCGCUGUCGGAACGUGAAGGACACACGCAAGGAGGCUUUGUCCAGAUCCCAGCAUCUGUGUUUGGUGCUUGAUGAAAACUCACAUUCCAAGGGAGAAUUCUGUUUCCGGCGACCUGAUGACUCCAUUGUGAAAGAAUUCAAAACAGACUCUAUCAGCAUCACCUGCCUGAAGUACAUCCCCCAAGACGGCAACCUGGCUGUCGGGUUCAGCUUCGGGGGUUUCCAGCUGUGGAAGCUGUAUGCGCCGGUCAUGGAGUACUCAAGUCGUCUUGAAGCAGAACCAUCAGCUGUGUCUCACAUUCUGUACCAGGAGCCCGAGAACGACCCCAAGAACUUCUGUUACAUCUGGGUGGCCAGAGACAGCUCUGUUGUCAAUGUUGGACAAGAGGGCAUCAGCACAAUCAGCCUGUAUCAGCUGAGUUACGGCAAGAAGACGUGGUACGCCAACUACGGGGUGUUCUUUGAGGAGCUGCACUCUGUGUGUCUGCGCAUCGAGCACAACCUCGCCGCCGACCCGUACAGCAGCGCCACCAAGUCCACCUGGCUGAGUCAGAUCGUGUCCUGCUACACCCUCACCAACCCACUCUACACUCCUCCACCACUCCUGCACGACGAGUCCUACGAAGAAAGCAGCCACGGCCCAGACCUGAGCCUGUGUGUGUUUGUGUGGGAGGUGCAGGACAAUAGCCCCGGGGACAAGUCCCUCUACUACCUGGGGAUGUUCGACAUGAACCGAUGGUACCAUGCCCAGAUGCCCACAUCCAUCAGAACGCGAGAGUCGACGAUGGAUCUGUGCUCCUUCUUCGCUGUGUACCAGCUGGGUGAACUGUGUGACCUUGCAAACCCUGACGCCUUGCUUCACCUGGAGGUGAAGCCCAACUCACUCAAGAGGUACAUCAACAACUCCCCCCUCACUCCGGAACAACACUUCUACCCCACGGCCCUGGCGUUCGAUGCUGUGUGUAUAUUUGAAAGUGGGACGAUAUCUGCCCAAUUCCACGGACGACAGAGACAGGUGCUGUAUGACAUGGAAGCCAAAGGCCCCACUUGUCUCCUGCAGCCUCAGGAUGUCUACAACAUCUGUCUGUGUACCGGUCUCCUGCCUCGCGACCUCACAGCACACACCACACCCGCGGCACAGCAGCGUCAGGCAUUACUCAACAUGGCUCUGGACCACUCCAUGAUCAAGUUCAUCAACUGCUGCAUCACAGCGUGGGCUGCCGGAGAGUUUGUGCAGCAAGGCUGUACUCUGAAGUUCCUGCUGGACUGGGCCUGGGAAAAAGUCGCUGCCACCAAACACAACAUUGACACUGUGUGUGCCCCUCUGUACGACUGGUCAGGGAACCACGCCGACCACCGACUACUGCAGGUACUCAACAGGUCAAAGGUCACAUUGCAUCACCUGCGGACCAUCAUGCUGACUCUACUGACGCAGUCGGCUCCGACAACGGAGCAGGGUGUGGUGGAGCUGGAGACAAGGCUGAAUGUGAUCCAGUUCCUCUCUCAGCAUCUCCAGAUAGUUCUGUGGUUCAUCGAUGCCGGACUGCUGCCGGAGUGUGACGAAAUUGGUGAUGAUGUUGAGGGUCUGUACCGCUUCCCUGCUGGAAACCUGACACAGGCCUUCAGUUCACGCCGGGCCGAGUUGCAGAAGCUGCACAGUGAGAUCAACCCGACCGAACUUCUACUGAUUGAUGGCUUGGUGGAUUGCUGUGGAGAUGCCAUCCCCGCCCUGUGGGAGCGGGAGGGAGGGAGUGGCCUCUACCCACCCCCCAGUCUGCAUGCGCUGCUGAACGUCUACCUGGUGGAGGAAGUGAGUAUUGGAGUGAAGCAUUCCAUCGUGCUGUACCUGCUGCUAGACCUGGCCUCUCUUGUGGAGGAGCAUCGACAUGAACAGUUUGCGGACAAGAUCGCCAAAUUUGCCAAGUCCUUCUCCCUCCCCUUGUCUGUGGUGAAGCAGAUCCAGGCCUUCUGGUUGUUGGACCACAAGGACUUCGAGGAAGCGUUCCUGCACCUGCUGCACCCAAUGGCCAAUCUGCAGUUGGGCCAGUGGCAGCAGGGCAGAGUCAUCAAGUCUCUGCUGUUUCAAGGGGAGAGUAAGCUGGCCCUGCGUUACAUCAGUCUGCGCAGCGUCGCAGUCAUGUCGCAGGAGGAGGUGAAGCUGAAACUGACGGUGCUGCUGGCUAAUGGGUUGAUAACAGAAGCAUUUGAAUACCAGCGGGCAUGCAGGGAUAAAAGCAACAUGGCGGAUCUGCUGAAUCAUCUGUUUCUGGGCUGCCAUCAAACGCACACGAUAGACCAGCUGCUGCAGCUGCCCCUGAGUGAUGUAGAGGAGCGCCACCUACAGACCUACCUGUUGGAGAGCUCAGAGCCACACUCCGCAGAGCUCCUUGUGAUGCACUACCUGCAGCGGGCGCGGUACAUCGAGGCCAUCCGGCUCAACGAGAAGAUCAAACACCGGGUGAUGACGGAGACCAGUGCUCGGGCCAGGGAGAGGGCUGCGGCAAGGAACUCGAUCGUGGAUGGAUUUUUCCGCGCAUUGCCUGCACCACAGAAGAAGCUAGUCGGCGAUCAUCCAAGCAUUCCCAGAAAGACUGUCGGGAAGAGGAUCGAUGUGAGACGACCAAAGCCCCUCUCUACCGUUGUGACGCAGUCAGAGAGGUCAAAGGUUGUUUCCCACUCCAGCCUCAUUCUGGCAAUGAUGGAGAAAGUAGAGGAAGUGAAGCAUCACCAGGAGUCCCCGAGAAGGGAGGAGGAGAAGCAGAGUGACCUCGGACCCUUUUUGUGUACACCAAUCACUCCACGGAAAAAACUGAGAUUAAGUGAGGUCCAGGAUGUGGUGUACCCGACCCGAGUGUGCAACUCUGCCUCGGACAGACACAGCUUGUCAGCGUACCAAGUCACCCGGGACCCCGCGGUGCUCAACUCUCCCCUGUCAGUCAACAAAUCUCUGCAGGAGACACUCCGCAGUAGGAAGAAGUCCCGGUAUUCUACUGCAGGAACGAUGUCGCUCCUCCAGACACCGAAGGUCCGCAGGAAGUCCCCGUCUCGUGUUUCCAUGCCCUCUUCACUGCGCACGCCACAGUCUAUACUCAAAGUGCGACGUCUCAUUACAAAGUCACCCAGUCCAGCUUCCAGUACCCUCGAUCUUUCUGACAAGACUCCCACCGGGGCACAUCGCCCUAAGAGGCUUGGGUUUGCAGAGAAGCUGUCUAUGGCAGGUGUUGCCGCCAAACUAAAACAGCCAGCUUCCGUACCCUCCACACCAAAACAGUUGUCCUUUGCUGAUGUACCCAGCACGUCUGGACGGCGCUCAACAUCAGGGUCGGUGCCAUCAACACCCAAACAUCUCCGCUUUGUGGAGCCGACAAUGAUUGAAGAUAAUCGGACGCCGGUCAAGAAGAAGCCUGCAUCCCCCACAUCACCGCCCAGCCCUCGGUCCGUCAAGAAUAGGAGUCCCACGCCAGAAAGCCUGUCUCCCAAGAUGGCUGAACGCAUGGACAGUUUGAUACGCCCCCCCAUUCGAACUGACCGACAGCGUGGAGCAGAUGACAUUGCUGACCCUGCAGAUCAAGAUGUCGAUGAUGACAUCACGUUCAACUUUAACCCAGCUGAUUCAGAUGAGAUGGAGAUCGAUGAUGACGCCCCCACUCCUCCCGACUUGUCGCCAUUUCUUCCCAAGUCUGCCAAUGACUUCCAAGGAACUGAACCCAAUGUCCAGGCUUGGCCAGGUUUGGUCAGAAAAGCGGAGGUGGUGCAGGAGGAGCAUGAAGAGGAACCUGCUGAUGAAGAGGAUGUUGUGGACCUUACAAUUGAUGACAUGGAGGCUGUGCCUCAGGUUGUCAUGGAAACAAGGACUGUUGUAGCCGAGCCAUUUGUUGUGCGGGAGACCCGGGCGGACAGUACUGAGGAUGUGGGUGUGGUGGAGGACGAGCGGGAUCAUGUGGAGGGGGAGAUGGAGGAGGAGGAGCAGGAUGGGGAGACCAAUGUCACUUCCACUCAAGCUGAUGAUGGGGAGGACUUUUCCCCAGACACAUCAGGGGAGGUAGAAAUUAGGGCCUCCCCUGCACGGUCCACUCGGUCUUCCCCGGCCAGGUCAUUGAGGGAAUCCCCGGCCAGGUCAUUGAGGGAAUCCCCGGCCAGGUCAUUGAGGGAAUCCCCGGCCAGGUCAUCGAGGGAAUCCCCAGCCAGGUCAUUGAGGGAAUCCCCAGCCAGGUCAUUGAGGGAAUCCCCUGCUAGAUCAACGAGAUCUUCACCCACUAGAUCAUUAAGGGCAUCUCCUGCAAGGUCUUUGAGAGAGUCCCCUGCAAGAUCUUUAAGGGAAUCUCCAGCAAGAUCCUUAAGGGAAUCCCCAGAAAGAACCCGAGAGUCCGCAGCUAGGGCAUCAACAUCUCGAGCCUCAAGAGAGUCUCCAGAACCUUCCUCACCAGGAGUACCAUCGGAGCAAACAGAGGAAGCGAGAUCUAGAUCUCCCAGAAAGGAUUCUCCAAGGAGACGGGAGCAGUCUUGGCUGAAGAUGGAGUCUCCCGUCAAAGUGUUUGAUGAGUUGUUUGCAGAAUCCCCUGGCAAGUCAACACGGAGUGCAACUAAGAAGAUAGUGGAUGGAGUGAGUGAGGUUUCCACCUCCUCAAGCAGGAGAACCUCGAGAGAUACGGCUCAGCUCUCGCCAACGAGGCGAUCAAAGAAAGCAGAGACUGCACUUGAGAGUUCUCCAGAGAGGCCCAAGUCUGCCUCACCGAGUCGUCAGACAUCUCGACAAAAAGCCAAACCAUCCCCCUCUGCCAGGAAGUCAAGGAAAGAGGAUGAGGCUUCUCCAGAAAGGUCCAGGGUAGAUGAUGAUGUUGCUGAUGCUAGAGCUGUUUCAGCUUCUCCCAGUAGGAGGGCCUCCAAGGCUGCUGCAAGGGCUUCCCCUGGAAGAAGAAAAUCUAAGAAAGAGGACCUCCAAGCUGUUUCUCCAGAAAGAGCAAGUUCCACUUCUCCUGCAAGACGAACCUCGAUUCGAGCCUCUCCGUCAAGAAGAAAGUCUGUGAAAGAGAAGGUGGAGGCCUCAUCUCCACCGAGGGAAGGAUCGGCAUCUCCGAGUCGCAGAUCACCGAGAUCAGGAGCUCAGAGGUCCCCAGCCAGAGGAAGGAGAGGAGUACAGGCAGAGGAAGUGGCAGAAGCAUCACCUGAACGAGGCCCGGAGCUUCCUGCUGCAUCACCAGGGCGACGGUCAUCCCGGAAACAGUCCAGCGGUCCCAAAUCUCCAGGCAGAAAAACAAAGGAGACAAAUAUCGAAGAGGAAGUGCAGGCAUCACAGAAAACACCUGAGAAGAUUGAGGAAGAACCUGUGGUCAAGUCUCCAGCCAGGCCAACUCGGACUCGAGGGGCAUCUGUAGAGAAGACUGAGGAAGCACCGGUGGUCAAGUCUCCAGCGCGGACAACACGGACUCGAGGGGCAUCUGUGGAGAAGACUGAGGAAGCACCGGUGGUCAAGUCUCCAGCGCGGACAACACGGACUCGAGGGGCGUCAGUGGAGAAGACUGAGGAAGAACCAGUGGUCAAGUCUCCAGCACGGACCACACGGACUCGAGGGGCGUCUGUUGAGAAGACUGAGGAAGAACCAGUGGUCAAGUCACCAGCGCGGACAAGGACUCGAGGGGCGUCUGUGGAGAAGACAGUGAAGGCAUCACCAGGUCGAGGUCGACCGAGGAAACAGAUGACACAGCUGAAGGAGGUCGAGGAAACAACGGAGAAGGCAAUGCAGCCAUUGUUUAUCAACACUGACUUGUCCGACUCUGAUGUUGGACCGGUGUCUCCGAUCAGACGCUCACCUCGGCUGAUGAUGAAGACUCUGUCCAAACAGCUGACGGACAGCGAGGGGGAGGGAGAGUCGGAGACGGAGGUACUGCACUUUGACACCGAGUCUGCAAAGAGAAGGCAGACAAGGCGUACAUCUGCUCAGAAACAGAAGGAAGAAAGCGCUGUGUUCAAGACUCCACCCCGCCCAUCCCGGGCCACUGCACCCCUCACACCCCCGGAGUCCGGCAAAGACUCCCCCGACAAGACCGAGUUGGAGGAGACAAAGUCACGACGCAAAUCUCCAGCUAGGAAGUCUGUGGCCUCAGCUCGACACUCUACCAGGAUAAGAUCAAAAGAGGUUACCAUGGAAACACAAGAGUCAGUUGCCUCAAAAUCAGAAGUUGCUGCUUCUGCUGCCAACACCUCGUCUUCCAGCUUCCUGUUCUCUGAGCCGAUGUCGCUGGAGCCAGAACUACAAGCGAGACUCAGAGAACCGGGAACGCCCAUCAAGGCUUUCGUCUUCUCCCCGCCAAUACAGAGGAAGAGGUCCGCACCUGUCAUCAAGGAGGAUCCUCCGACACCAGUUACCUCCCUUCUUCCCCCUCCCACAGGGAUGGACGACGGAGCAGGACCUUCACAGAAACCAAAGACUAGGAAAGCAGUCAAGAAGGAGACAAGCAAGAAGAAGAAGGUUGCAGAGCCUCCCCACAGUUCCCCGAGCGACAGCCCCAUAAACUUUGUGAGCCCCGCCCCCCAACGCCGAGUGACGAGAGCCAUGCAGGACAGGGAAGCUGCACCAUCUGGGACGACAUCAUCUGCAGCAGUGACAACAGCAUUCAAGCGCAAGACACGGAAGAAGGUGUCAAGAUUAAAUUGAGUGCUGUGAACAUUUCCGAUGCAGACUUCCGGUUACCCGAACAGUGUCAUUCACGUGGAUCUGAAGAGUUUUGGCCAAGUUUUUAAGAACCUGUCAAGGAGAUUCCAUGUUUGUGACAUGGCGCUUUGUUGGAGAUAUUGUAUUGUGUAUCGUCCACCAUGAUGCUUGCAGGAUGUAGUGGUCAUUGCGGGAUACAACAUCAAAAUAUUGUCAAAUUUUAUUACUUGUAUGAUGGCAUUUACAUCUCUUGAUAUCAUGGCGAAAGAGUUCCUGGUUUUCCAUUAAUGUGAAUUGAACGGGCGGAAUGUACCUGAUUAUGAAUAACGCUGGAUUGAUCAACUACAACGUCAACUCUCAGGGUUGAUCUCAGGGGUCGAGGGUGGGCACUGACAGACCAGUACUUUCUCUGGAGCCAGGCAAUUUUUGGACACAAAACAACACAACACAUGUUUGUUCAAGAUAUACAGUCAACAGAUGUUUUUGUUGCCCCGAAAUCACAUUCUCCCCCUCCCUCCCUCCCUCCCCCCAAAGAUGAUGAAAAGGUCUGUCAAUUAUUGUGUACUGCGGUGGGGUGGUCGGGUAAUACCCAGUUUCAUUCAACACAUCAUGGCAAGAUUUCUGUGUUCGCGUUAUCUGAAGAUUGUAGCCAUGUGGUUAGGGUAGGACUCCAACAGGAUGUAAAGACAAGGGAAACAAGUUCGGUACGGUAGUGGAAUUAGCUGGUUACAAUUAGGUGAGACUUUGGAGAUUUGGCCAGUUUGUGUGAUGAAGUGUCUGAUGGCUGUGUUCUGGUGUUGGAGACUGUGUGGAUGGUAAAAGUGCUUUUUGUGUCCAGUGAUGUUUUUUGAAGAAUUGCUUGUUUGAAGUCCUCAUCAUUAGAUGAUUGUUUUCACGUGUAAUAAUCUUGGGAGGAAGUGAUAUGGAUGAUGAUGAUGUUGGAGAUUUAAGAGUGCUGACAGCCGCCCUGAUUUCCCACUUGGCCAGAUAUGAUGCACUCGCAUCAUAAUUAUAGAAUCAUAGAAUGUUGCGUCUUGUGUUGGUUCUUGCGCCAAUCAGAUGUUGUCUCUUUCAAUCACUUUUUGUGUCCUCGCAGCCUCAAUUUUGAAGUUCGAUCUUAGCUGAUGAAAACCUCCACAGAAUACAACUGUACCUCGUUUUAACACGUUUUUGCAUGUACAUGCCAUGGUGCUCAGAAAAGACUGGAUGUUUAAAAUAUAAACUAUAUAAUAGAGCACAUUUUGGCAUUCGGAAAUCCCCCAUUGUGUUUGUGUUUGGGUCACGCAAGAGAUACAGAAAUAGUUUAUGCUUUUCUGAAUACUUUGCUCACACAUAUCAAGAAGUUUGAAGCCUUAUCACUGAUUGGCUGGUCAGAAAGUUCACCUGACAUGGUCUCCAGGACUUCCAUGCCGAGUGGUAUCAUAUCGGAGUAAAGACGUGGUUUUAAUGAACCCGAGAUAUGGAGGAUACAGAAUGGAGAACAUCGUUCUGGUUAUAAGCUUGCAGAAAUUGGAAGUUAUUUAUUUGAAAUAUACUUAGUGGUCAAGUUACAUAAUAAUUAACACAGAUGACAGUUAGUUAUUUCAACCUAUUACUAAAAUCUGGGAUAUUUUGUCAGCUCUUUGUGAUUAAAUAUGUUUAAUAACAUGGUUACGUUUCAUACACAAUUAAUAAUUUUUCACUCAUUUCGUAUAUAAUGUUAAAUUGCCAAGAGAUUUUUGCAGAAAAAGAUAACACUGGCACACGUUCAGCCCAUCCGAUAUGUACUGAAUUAUGACUCAACUCCCUUAUACAAAGUGAUGGGUGGCAGCUCCAUCACUCUGCGAACUGUUCUCGCUGAUGAUAAUGUCAAUAUAUUUUGUACAAUUGUAUUGUGGAACAUUGGUAACCAAGGAAAUAUAAUUACUAUUGAAUCAUUAGGACAAGAAGGUUGGAUGCUUAAAUGAUGUUGAAAUUAAUUAAAUUAAAUUCAAGUACAGAUUGAUUAUCCAGCAUUUACAGAAUUAGUUUCUGAAAUAGGUGGAUUAAGAACCUGCUCCGUGGGGAAAAAUAGAGAGAAUCAUUUCUGUUUAUAUUUAUUUUAUACAAGAAUAAAGUUCAAGUAGAAUAUUCCUUUAGUUCUCACUGUUUUUGUUUCUAUAUUAAUAAGGUACAUCUGUAACAACGAUGUAUUAAAAUGCACAAGAUAAAAUUGAAAAACAAGAUGUAUCAAAUGGGUUUUUGUUGUACUGAAGAUAAUGUAUUUUCUUUAUGUUGUGAUGUGCAAUACCAUAUUCUAAAAUCUAUCAACAUUUGAAUUAUUUAACAAUGUGGAUUAUAUUUUUGAUCUGCUAAUUCCUUUUUACAUUAUGACUUAAAAGAAAUUUAGCUUGAUAAAAUAAACUGAAAAAGCAAAAUAAUCAAAGAAAAUGAAAAAAGUUUCCAUUAGGACACAAGCUACCUAAGGUUAGGAUGUGUUGGUAUGGUUGCUGACUUGAAGAAAAUGAGUGAGUUAUGAUUUGCUUUGCUGAAGGCUAAUAUGUGUUAUAUAAGUUAAGAUGUGAAUUACUCCGAGGUUAAGGUGCGAGUUACUCAGCGGGUGGAUGAACGUGACAAUGUAAGCCUGUGUUGUAGGAUUUGUACAUUUGAUAACAUUUUGUAAUAUGUUGCUUUCGAGAAUGUAUUGUAUGCUCAGCGUUCAGUGAACCAUGUGCUGUAAGUCACUGACAUAUUUGUAAAUUGUAAAAGUGUUCUUCUCUGAUAUAUGUAUUAAAUGUGUAUGGAAUAAAAGCAAGAUUUUCCUAA
Haliotis rufescens (red abalone) is the source of this 10164-nucleotide messenger RNA. Its product is annotated as protein ELYS-like. The record is from RefSeq and is a predicted model, not a curated record. The coding region runs from base 157 to 7383 and encodes 2408 amino acids. The transcript has 40 exons. Lineage: Eukaryota; Metazoa; Mollusca; Gastropoda; Lepetellida; Haliotidae.